AUGGGAGGUAAUUUAGAGAAUGAUUGUGAAGACAAGAUAGAGAAGUAUGGGACAAUUAAAGCCUUUCAAGCAGCGGACCAUCGGUCAUAUGAGGAAAUGGUAGAUAUUGCCGUUGGUCAUUCAUCCAAAUUCUUCGACCGCGAACUCGAGCGGCUUAAUAAAAGCAAGCUCUAUGAUAGCUUGAAAAAGCUAUUCGAUACGCACUCAGAGUCACUGAGUAAAAUUCACCCCAUUGAGAAAAUCGUGGCUUUUGGAGGAGGCACACUUAAACCUGCACAACGCUAUGCAGAUGCUGGAUCAUCCUGUGGAGCACAGCGUACUCAGCAUGCAACCCUGUUAGUCGCCAGAGAUAUGUUAUGGGAAUACAGCGAAAAUUCCAAAGGAGUAGCAAUGAAAGAUGACAUCAAAAUCCUCAUUCAGGACCCUGAGUAUCUAGACAUUGACGAGAGGAUUGCCAAUCUCAAUGGUAUGGAAGUCCUCAAAUGCGAUACCGACAAACACACCCAAGCAGGAUGGGCGAAGAUUGACGAAUCCACCUUCUUCUUCGAUCUUGGUACAACCUUCCCACUCCACCAGCUGCUCUUCGAGAUUACUCGCCCUGCGGCAAUCUUUUCCCCUGAUAAAAUUGUCGAAGACAGCUUUUUGCCCAACAUUGCAUUUCCCGCUACAAUCAUGUUGGAAGACGGGAAGGAGAUUGAUAUUGCGGGAGUUGGUCGGUACGUUUCAGCUCAUGGCGCCCAACCUUUCCCUGGCAUCCAACGAGCUUUGGGUAACUUGGCUAACUCUUUUCAGCUCUGGUUAUACCUUCAUGAAUUUCACCAAAGAUUGCGAAUGCUAUAAAAUGGAUCUGGAAGGAUUAGAACUGGGCUCCCGUUCCAAGAAGGAGUUAGGUUGGGAUUUCAACGAUGGGCAUAGCGGAGGAACACAUAUUGGUCGAAAGCCUACUCCUUACAUCCGUCGCCCACACGUGGUUGAGAAUUCUUGA
Messenger RNA from Hymenoscyphus albidus, 985 nucleotides. The record is from the annotation of a GenBank genome assembly. NCBI's taxonomy places the organism in Eukaryota, Fungi, Ascomycota, Leotiomycetes, Helotiales, Helotiaceae.